AAAAUAUCGCCGUUUUAAUUUUUGCCAGCUUCCACUGAUAAUAAGAAGAUGUCAAAAAUCUUUCUAGGUUUCAAGAUUUGGCUAAUAUGUACCAGAGAAUGUUUCCAACGUUAAGAGUUGAUGUUGAAAAGGAGCUGAUAAGGUAUAAGGGAUAUGCAGAGAAAAUUAAACCGUACGUUCGCGAUACAGUUUCCUUUCUUGACAAAGCUAUUAAGGAAGGGAGAAAAGUACUUGUGGAAGGAGCUAAUGCUGCUAUGUUAGAUAUAGAUUUUGGUACAUACCCAUAUGUGACGUCUUCCAACUGCAGCGUGGGUGGUGUAUGUACCGGGCUUGGCAUUUCACCACAUAGAAUUGGUGAAGUAAUUGGAGUCGUCAAAGCAUAUACAACUAGAGUCGGCGACGGCCCAUUUCCCACCGAACUUCAUGAU
Anoplophora glabripennis (Asian longhorned beetle) is the source of this 428-nucleotide messenger RNA. Its product is annotated as adenylosuccinate synthetase-like. Gene Ontology annotation, biological process: IMP metabolic process; 'de novo' AMP biosynthetic process. Gene Ontology annotation, cellular component: cytoplasm. The record is from RefSeq and is a predicted model, not a curated record. The annotation marks the transcript as partial. The transcript is spliced from 2 exons. NCBI's taxonomy places the organism in Eukaryota, Metazoa, Arthropoda, Insecta, Coleoptera, Cerambycidae. Gene Ontology annotation, molecular function: adenylosuccinate synthase activity; nucleotide binding.